Messenger RNA from Pestalotiopsis fici W106-1, 1257 nucleotides. RefSeq lists its product as uncharacterized. Gene Ontology annotation, molecular function: transmembrane transporter activity. The transcript has 6 exons. Gene Ontology annotation, biological process: transmembrane transport. The record is from RefSeq and is a predicted model, not a curated record. Bases 1 to 1257 code for a protein of 418 amino acids. Lineage: Eukaryota; Fungi; Ascomycota; Sordariomycetes; Amphisphaeriales; Sporocadaceae. Gene Ontology annotation, cellular component: plasma membrane.
AUGCAAAAUGCUAACAUCAUCUCAGCCGACGUCUCUGGCGACGACAAUGCCGAACCUGUGGGAGACCUGGUCUACGACGAGCUCGGAGUUGUUUGUCCACCGCACACCACUGAGCGCCACAUGGUCUGGCGCAUCGAUACGCGCCUGAUGCCUUUUGUCAUCAUCAUGUAUCUCUUGGCUUAUCUGGACCGAAUCAACAUUGCCAAUGCAAAAACGUUCCAUCUUGCAGAUGAUCUCCACUUGACUGGCACACAAUACAAUACUGGAAUGUGGUACAAGCGUAGCGAGGCUCAAAAGCGUUACAGCCUGUUCUUCUCAUCUACGAGUCUUGCCGGUGCUUUUGGUGGUUUGCUAGCUUCGGCAAUCGGAAAGAUGGACGGUGUUCGCGGCUAUCAUGGAUGGCGCUGGAUCUUUAUCCUCGAGGGAAUCUUGACUGUUGUGGUUGCCUUUAUCUUUUUCUUUUCCUUUCCAUCUUUCCCGGAACAAGCUCCAUGGCUUCGGGAAGACGAGCGUGAAUAUGUUCGCGCCCGUCUACAGGCCGAUCAAGGUUACAGUGCAGCCGAGCGCAAGGUUGGAUUCCGCGAUGUUGUCAAGGUCAUGAAGGAAUACCGCGUGUGGCUUGGAGGUCUCAUGUAUUUUGGUCUGAUUGUGCCGGCUUACGGUUAUGCAUUCUUUGCACCAGCAAUCAUCAAGACAUACCAUUAUGACGCAAUUCAAACUCAGCUCCGCUCCGUCCCGCCAUGGGCAGCGUCAUUCGUCUUCUCUGUCGUUAUUGCAACCUUUUCAGACUGGUUCCGCCAUCGGGCGCUGUUUGCCAUUUUGCCACUGUGCCUGUCUAUUACAGGAUUCGGCAUUCUGCUCUCGGUGCACGACAACCUUCACCUAGAGUACGCGGCGCUAUUCCUCGUCGUCAUGGGCACAUACGGCGCCAUGCCCAUCAUCGUCUGCUGGUUUAACAUGAAUCUUGGAGGGCAUCAUCGCCGCUCAAUCGGUGUUGCCUGGCAAGUCGGCUUUGGCAACAUUGGCGGGAUCAUUGCCACCUACGUUUUUGUCGAUGCCGACGCUCCUUACUACGUCAAGGGCUACGCCAUCACCAUUGCGUUCACCGCCCUCAGCGCUCUCGCCUCCGUGGCUUACUUGAUCUCGCUGCUCAUCGAGAACAAGCGCCGCGCCAAGUCUGUUCACGACGUAGGCCUAUCCGAGUAUGAAAAGAGAGAGUUGGGAGAUUUGAACCCAGAGUUCAAGUACAUGUACUAG